Diceros bicornis minor is the source of this 1171-nucleotide messenger RNA. RefSeq names its product SSU72 homolog, RNA polymerase II CTD phosphatase (gene SSU72). The transcript has 5 exons. Gene Ontology annotation, molecular function: RNA polymerase II CTD heptapeptide repeat phosphatase activity. Gene Ontology annotation, cellular component: mRNA cleavage and polyadenylation specificity factor complex; nucleus. Lineage: Eukaryota; Metazoa; Chordata; Mammalia; Perissodactyla; Rhinocerotidae. Gene Ontology annotation, biological process: termination of RNA polymerase II transcription. Bases 188 to 772 code for a protein of 194 amino acids. The record is from RefSeq and is a predicted model, not a curated record.
GGGCGGGGAGGCCGCCGGCACGCCGUGCACACGCCCGCGCCGCGCGUCCCGACGCGCUACGUGGCCGGCGGCGCCGCUUCCGCGUCAUGACUUCCGGGUGCCGCGGCCGCCAUCUUGCUCGCGCGGAAGCGCCGCGGCUGGGUGGGAGUCCCGGAGCGGGAGAGUCGCGGACGGUGCGGCCGCCGCCAUGCCGUCGUCGCCGCUGCGGGUGGCGGUGGUGUGCUCAAGCAACCAGAACCGGAGCAUGGAGGCGCACAACAUCCUCAGCAAACGAGGAUUCAGUGUCCGGUCCUUUGGAACAGGAACUCACGUGAAGCUUCCAGGACCAGCACCCGACAAGCCAAAUGUUUAUGAUUUCAAAACCACAUAUGAUCAGAUGUACAAUGAUCUCCUUAGGAAAGACAAAGAACUCUACACGCAGAAUGGCAUUUUGCACAUGUUGGACAGAAAUAAGAGAAUCAAGCCCCGGCCAGAGAGGUUCCAGAACUGCAGAGAUCUGUUCGAUCUGAUCCUCACCUGUGAAGAGAGGGUGUAUGACCAGGUGGUGGAAGAUCUGAAUUCCAGAGAGCAGGAGACCUGCCAGCCGGUGCACGUGAUCAACGUGGACAUCCAGGACAACCACGAAGAGGCCACCCUUGGGGCCUUCCUCAUCUGUGAGCUCUGCCAGUGUAUUCAGCACACGGAGGACAUGGAGAACGAGAUCGACGAGCUGCUGCAGGAGUUUGAGGAGAAGAGUGGGAGGGCCUUCCUGCACACCGUCUGCUUCUACUGACCUCCCGAAGCCGCGUUUCAGAGCCUCCUUCCUUUUGUUAAUACUCAUUCCUUCCUGAUACUGUUUUUACUUGUGGCUAUUCUGCUGGGGACGGUGGUAGCGCCCAGUGAACUGUACAUAUGAAAUGAGAAAAGAUACGUGAAUGCCAGAUCAAAAACAAUCAAGUGUCCUAUCCCACCUGUACUUGUGAGUGGGAUAUUGAUUAUAAAGUUUUUUUCUUUAACCAAAAAAGAAAGAGACGGUUUACAGUACAUUUCCCCGCUACACCUGUAUUUUUGGUUGUACAUUCCUUCCCUCGCCCCUGACUGGCUGGAAUGUGCAAACACCUGAAUAAAGCGACGGCUGCAUCAUCUUAGGAAAGAGCCUGCACUUGUCCAAUAAAUAGAUGCUGCUGCUGGA